Molecule: messenger RNA, 2102 nt
Organism: Dromiciops gliroides (monito del monte)
Lineage: Eukaryota; Metazoa; Chordata; Mammalia; Microbiotheria; Microbiotheriidae
Gene: TWF2
Product: twinfilin actin binding protein 2
Exons: 9
Coding region: 176-1225 (349 amino acids)
Biological process (GO): regulation of lamellipodium assembly; barbed-end actin filament capping; actin filament depolymerization
Cellular component (GO): myofibril; actin filament; cytoplasm
Molecular function (GO): actin filament binding; actin monomer binding
Source: RefSeq, a predicted model, not a curated record
GUUACUGCGGCACCGCCCGGGAAGCUUCGAGUGCCACAUCCUCUUGCUCCUGCUGGUUCUGCUGCUGCUGCUGCUGCUGUUGCUGGUUCUGCUUCUGCGCUUGCUGCUGCUGCUGCUGCUGCUGCUGCUAUUGCUGUUGCUGAGGAGCUCGGCGGAGCUGGGCCGGCCCGCGGCCAUGGCCCAUCAGACUGGCAUCCACGCUACCCCGGAGUUGAAGGAUUUCUUUGCCAAGGCUCGGAAUGGAUCUAUUAGGCUCAUCAAAGUCGUCAUUGAAGAUGAACAGCUCGUGCUGGGUGCCUUCAGGGAGCCAGCCCAGGGAUGGGAACAGGACUACGACUCGACCGUCUUACCUCUGCUGGAUGAGGGCCAGCCCUGCUACAUCCUCUACCGACUGGACUCCCACAAUGCCCAGGGUUUCCAGUGGAUCUUCAUUGCCUGGUCCCCCGAUAGCUCUCCGGUUCGACUGAAGAUGCUUUAUGCAGCCACGAGAGCAACGGUGAAGAAGGAGUUUGGUGGGGGCCACAUCAAGGAUGAACUCUUUGGGACAGUGAAGGAUGACCUCUCCUUCAGCGGCUACCAGAAACACGUGACGUCCUGUGCUGCACCAGCCCCACUGACCAUGGCUGAGAGGGAGCUCCAGCAGAUCCGGAUCAAUGAGGUGAAAACAGAGAUCAGUGUGGAGAGCAAGCACCAGACCCUGCAAGGCCUCGCCUUCCCCCUGCAGCCUGAGGCCCAGCAGGCCAUCUCACUGCUAAAACAGAAGAAAAUCAACUAUAUCCAGCUGAAACUGGACCUGGAGCGGGAAACCAUUGAGCUGGUUCACACGCACCCCACGGAGGUGGCAGAUCUGCCCAAGAGAGUGCCCCAGGACUCUGCCCGCUACCACUUCUUUCUCUACAAACACUCCCAUGAGGGCGACUACCUGGAGUCUGUGGUGUUCAUCUACUCCAUGCCUGGAUACAAGUGUAGUAUUAAGGAACGGAUGCUGUACUCCAGUUGUAAGAGUCGUCUCCUGGACUCUGUGGAACAGGAUUUCCAGCUGGAGAUCACGAAGAAGAUGGAGAUUGACGACGGGGCAGAGCUGACAGCAGAGUUCCUGUAUGAUGAAGUCCAUCCCAAGCAACACGCCUUCAAGCAGGCCUUUGCCAAGCCCAAGGGCCCAGUGGGCAAGAGGGGCCAGAAGAGGCUUAUCCGGGGCCCCGGAGAGAAUGGGGAUGAGAGCUAGGCAAGGGCCCAGCCCUACUGUAUCUGUCAUCUGCCGAAGGCUGAGCCGGAGUGGGCUGAGAACUGUUCAGUGUCCUGGAUUGCAGUGACCUGGGGGCUCAGCCCCCCUCUUCACCGCCCUCCCUUCCCCCAGGAGUUACCGUGUGUUUGUUCUUUCCUUUUCUCUCUCCUCUUUUUCUCCCCUCUCCCUUCUCUCUCUUCUGCCUCUGUCACUGUCAGUUCUGAGGGAGCUGUGUGAAUUCCUGUCCCUGCCCCCAGCUUCACACUCCUGUCUCUCUUCACUGAGUUAACCCUGCCCUUAUCUCCUUCUUGGUCCCCUUAACGUCCAUCACUAUCCAUCCAUGUCCUCAAUCCCUCUCCCCCCAUCACUGCCUGUUGAAUGGAGUUGAACACCCACUUUUGUGUCCUGCAGGCCCCACCGCCCCCAUUUUGUUACCCCCACUGCCCAAGCCAGUCCAUUCUCCACAUUCUUGUCCCCCUCCUGUCCUCACCAUCUCCACCUUUAUCCAUCCCUGUCCUUAGUCUCUCCUGCCCAGUUUGGGAUGAUGGGGACAGGCUUUUUUUUUUUUUUUUUUGAGGUGGGGGACAGCAUCCCUGGAGGGCCCUCCCAAGUUUUAAGGAGGAGAUGGGCGGAGGGAUGUUUUCUGAGGCUGGGAAGUGGAAAUGGGCUGUUAUCAGGGUGAGUGGGAGAGGACUUUACCUGGAACUUAGGCCCGACUUGACUUUCUGAGAGCCCCCCCACCCCCCCACCAUGACAAGUGAGCUCUGGGUGUGAUGGUGGAAGUUCAACCCUUAGAGAUUCAGGGCUUGGCAGGGCAAGCAGGGGCAGGGGUGGAUCUGAGGGAGUGCAGGACUUACUGGAUUGAAUGCUGUAUUUU